Molecule: messenger RNA, 2250 nt
Organism: Bubalus bubalis (water buffalo)
Lineage: Eukaryota; Metazoa; Chordata; Mammalia; Artiodactyla; Bovidae
Gene: GBGT1
Product: globoside alpha-1,3-N-acetylgalactosaminyltransferase 1 (FORS blood group)
Exons: 7
Coding region: 508-1644 (378 amino acids)
Biological process (GO): carbohydrate metabolic process
Cellular component (GO): vesicle; membrane; Golgi apparatus
Molecular function (GO): globoside alpha-N-acetylgalactosaminyltransferase activity
Source: RefSeq, a predicted model, not a curated record
GGCUGUAAUGGACCGGGGAGGAGAGUGCCUUGCCCAAGGUUGGCGCCGAGCCGGUGGAGGUGAAACGUGCUCCCGGGAGAGCUCUGCCUCCCGGAGGAACGGAGGAACAGUCGGCUGCCACCCCUGGCCCCCAACCUCUGCCAGGGAGAUCGCCGCCACCCAUCUCUGCCCAGCAACCCCCUUCCCCAGGCCGCGUGUGCCCCCGCGGUGCCGGCUCCGGCUCCGGGCAGGAUUUCCAGCGACCCGGCUGUUUCCCCCAGAAUCCUUAAGGCUCCAUGUGCUCUGGCCCUAGUCGCUAGGAAGGCCGGCUCAUCAUGGAAGAUUUCAGGAGGGAGACCUGCGAGCCAAGGGCAGUGGGGGCGGCCAGUCGCCUUUCCGGCCCAAUGCCUCUCCCAAGGCACAGCAGCAGGCUUUGGCUAAAUCCUGAGCCUCUGUCCCCUGGAACUGCCAGAUCUGGGCCUGGGGUCCAGCUGGACAGGACGACGCCUGGACUCCACAUUCCCCUUGAUGGUGGUGCCCAGGGGAGGGCAGAGCAGCGGUCAGUGUCCUGUGGAUAAGGAGCAUCCCUUGGCAGGUGCCCAGGCUCAGAGGCCGCCCCCAGCGAUGCACUGCCCGAGACUGGCCCUGGGCCUGGGAUUCUGCCUGCUGCUGGGCAUCACCCUCUACUCUCUGUGGGUGUAUGUUGAGAACUGGCUGCUGGUCUCCUACAUCCCCUUUUAUCUCCCCUGCCCAGAGAUCUUCAACAUGAAGCUUCAGUACGAGGAGGAGCCGUCCCAGCCCGUGGCACAGUCACAGUACCCUCAGCCCAAGCUGCUGGAGCAAAAGCCCACAGAGCUACUGACACUCACACCCUGGCUGGCGCCCAUCGUCUCCGAGGGAACCUUUAACGCCGAGCUUCUGCAUCACAUCUACCAGCCACUGAACCUGACCAUUGGGCUUACGGCGUUUGCUGUGGGAAAGUACACCCGGUUCGUCCAGCACUUCCUGGAGUCGGCCGAGCGGUUCUUCAUGCAGGGGUACCGCGUGCAGUACUACAUCUUCACUCACGACCCCCAGGCCAUUCCUCGGGUCCCACUGGGCCCCAGCCGCCACCUCAGUGUCAUCCCAGUCCCCGGGCCCUCCCAGUGGGAGGAGGCCUCCAUGGGCCGGAUGGAGGCCAUCAGCAUGCACAUCGCCAAGAGGGCGCACCGGGAGGUGGACUACCUCUUCUGCCUGGAUGUGGACAUGGCAUUCCGGAACCCAUGGGGCCCCGAGACCUUGGGGGACCUCGUGGCUGCCAUCCACCCGGACUACUUCACCGUCCCCCGCCACCAGUUCCCCUAUGAGCGCCGGCCUGUCUCCACUGCCUUCGUGGCAGAUGGCGAGGGGGACUUCUACUAUGGCAGGGCGGUCUUCGGGGGGCGGGUGGCCAGGGUGUAUGAGUUCACCAGGGGCUGCCACAUGGGCAUCCUGGCAGACAAGGCCAACGGCAUCAUGGCAGCCUGCCAGGAGGAGAGCCACCUGAACCGCCGCUUCCUCUCGCACAAGCCCUCCAAGGUGCUGUCCCCCGAGUACCUCUGGGACGACAGGAAGCCCCAGCCCCCCAGCCUGAAGCUGAUCCGCUUCUCUACCGUGAACAAGGACACUGCCCGGCUGUGGAGCUGACGGCAGAGGUGGGGCCGCCGUGGACGGGGGAACCCCAGCGAGCGCCCGGCUCACCAGAGCCUCUGGGCUCCAGGGCCUCACUCCUCAAGCCUUAGGUGGGACCAGCCCUGUGCCGUCUAACCUCCACCUUUGCUGGUGGAAUCCAGCGGGAAGACGGGCCUAGAAAGGCCUCUGUCCACUGUGAAGAGCGGUGUCUGUGUGGAGGAGAACGCAAAGAUCACACUGUCUGAGGCCCAAGGAGGGGAGGCCAGAGGUGGAAGAAGACGGGGCCUCCGCCAGCUCACGAGCCUUCGGGGCAGCCCCACCCAGCGCCCCAAAUCCCCUUUCUGCCACCCGCUCAUUCGUUGCCUGCUGCCCUUGAAGUUGCACUUUCUAACACUUGUAGGAAAGGCAUCCCCACCCCCCUUUUCUCUGGCUGCAGGGGUCCCCCCUGUGUCCCCGCCAGCCUCCGGAGCCAGUUUUUCACUCAGGACCCAGAGGAGCCUUCUAGGCCCUCUGGUUUCAAGUCCCUGCCUCACUCGAGGUGGACGGUCCCUGGCACCAAGCACCUCUUCUGUAAGAGGGUUUGGGCAGCGUUUAAUAAAAGUAGCGUGUGCUAGGCUCUAA